Penicillium crustosum is the source of this 1155-nucleotide messenger RNA. Its product is annotated as peroxisomal membrane protein PEX16. The coding region runs from base 1 to 1155 and encodes 384 amino acids. Gene Ontology annotation, biological process: peroxisome organization. The record is from RefSeq and is a predicted model, not a curated record. Gene Ontology annotation, cellular component: peroxisomal membrane. NCBI's taxonomy places the organism in Eukaryota, Fungi, Ascomycota, Eurotiomycetes, Eurotiales, Aspergillaceae. The transcript has 4 exons.
AUGGAAACCGUUCGCAAUAUUCAGAAUCCAAUACCUCCGGUGCUCUUGCAACCAUCCAAAUGGCUUUCUAUCUAUGAAGACUUCGUGACGAAGAACGCUAGCUCGGUUGGUCAAGUCGAGUCGGCGCUGAGAUCUUUGACUUAUAUCAUCCCAGGGCGAUACCGCGAAUCAGAGAUACCAUCAGAAUGUGUGCACUCUGGUGUCCAGUUGUUAUCGUUAUACCAUGACUCUCUUGUUUCGCGAGUUGUUGAUCGGCUUCCAUCGACUGUACCCCGGCCGCCGCCCACUCCCCACUCCCGAUAUACCAAAUACUGGACCUCUCGCUCCUCGCUCUAUCGCCAGGUAGCGCUUGCGCUACAAAUGCUCCAGUAUACCGAACUCCUCUGGGAGAUGGCGGCGCGGCGGCGCGGCCAGAAAACACGUUGGCGCGUGAUUAUCUUUAUUGAAUUCGCAAAGGCAGUCUGCCGCUUGCUUCUUCUGCGAUUGACCAACUCCAGGCCGCUUGUGAGCCCUCCACUUCCAGAGCGCGAGGUGGAUCCGAGAACGACAGAAGAAGAGGAACCACGAAGUGACUGGAACGGAAUGGACACUCCAGUCAGCGAGCGGUCUUCAGACUUGAGUUGGACGAUGCCUCGCACAGGACUUUCCCUUCCGUCUCUCCCCGACGUAAACGAUGUGUCGAACUAUCUCAUCUCCAAAGUGCUUACAGCAGAUGACAUCAAACCCCCCAAGGCACUCCUCCACCGAGCGACGGGACAAGGACAAUUAGCUGAAGUGCUAUACAUCCUUCGGCCUGUCGUCUACGCAAUGGCGAUGCAAAAGUGGCGUGGUGAUAGGCGAAGCUGGCGGCCAUGGCUUAUUGGAUUUGGGAUGGAGUAUGGCUGCCGCCAGCUCGCAAAGCGUGACUUCCGUGAACGGGUCGCUGGCGGUCUUCGAGGACUUACAGGGCUUGAGCGAGAGGAGCUGAAGAAGCGUGGAUGGUCAAUGGGCUGGUGGAUGAUGCGAGGCGCAUUCUAUGAAAACAUCACCAAGUCAUGGCUGCAGAGUUUCACUGGAAAGAUGAAAGGCAAACCAUUGUUGGACUUGGUGGGCAGUGUUGUGGAGGACUACGAAUACCUGUGGGACAACUUCUACUUCUCGACUGCUACACUGUGA